Messenger RNA from Trypanosoma theileri, 1392 nucleotides. RefSeq lists its product as uncharacterized. The transcript has a single exon. Gene Ontology annotation, molecular function: metal ion binding. The record is from RefSeq and is a predicted model, not a curated record. NCBI's taxonomy places the organism in Eukaryota, Euglenozoa, Kinetoplastea, Trypanosomatida, Trypanosomatidae. Bases 1 to 1392 code for a protein of 463 amino acids.
AUGCGCAUCAGUCCAAGGAAUACACGACAGCCAUCGUACCGAGGCGGUCAGGGUUUCUUCCAACACCCACAGCAACAACUAUACCUACAACAACAACAACAACAACAACAACUCGCACGCCAUGCCGUGAAUAUCAGUCCACUAAGCGGCAGUCGCAGUCCUAAUUCAGGAGCCUCCUCCGCUUAUCAUGAUCGCCACGUCACAGUACGUUUGGUUUGUCCAUGUUCAAAUAUGGUGAUCUGCACACGAUUGAACCGCGUGGUGCCAACGGCUGCAAGAGCCCAAAAUGGUGCGGCUGUCUGCGAAGAAUAUAUGUAUAAGCAAACUUGUCCUCUUGGUGAAUAUUGCCCUAAGGUUCAUGUCGCACAAGAAUACACGUGGCAGUAUAUUACACAAGAUAUUAAUAAAAACACAGGUCUCUACGAAGCUGGAUUUUUUGUUCAAUGCUAUGAUCCACGAAUGACACGUUAUUACAAUAUUCCAAGUGAAUUUAUAUUACCUACACGUGGAAGCAACGAGUAUGUGAGAAUGCAUAAUGAACACGGUGAUAAUUUUAAGGCCAAGUUUAAACUUUGUGAGGCUAUGACCAUACAAGGGAAAUGUGAUUUUGGUGCUACUUGUGAAGAUAUUCACACCGUCUUUGAGGACCUCUCUGUUGUGGAAAGCACCACGACACACAUUGCUGAACCUGAAAUGCUCAUUCAUUACCCUCGUCUUCGACCUGAUAUUAUUGUGCGUGUGUUUGAGCAGAACAGCAACGAGUCCUUUGUAGACUACCCAGGAGAUCAGGUGUUGAUGACAUUGGGAUCCCGCCAAUACAUGACGGCAUAUGAUGCGGAAGGAACCAUUCCAAAGAAGAAGAUGCAGCAUUGUGCCCAUUUCCGCACGAAACACUUAUGUCGAAUGGGUGAGAACUGCCGUUUCUUGCAUGUUGUCGCCGGCCUCAACUCUUCCCUCGGCAAUUCUCUCAACAGCGGUAUCACACUCCACGGCGUCUCCCGCGGCGACUCCCCCGUCUCCGACAUCACCGUCAACGUGCGCAGCCGCCAGGGGCCGCAGUACAUGAACGGCAGUCAAGUCGCGAUGUUCGUCGCGCAGAAGUACGGCAGCGACGGCGUCUACACCGGCAGCGGCACCCCAACAGACAUCGACACCAACGUCCCCGUCCACCGCGAUGGGGAGCAGAAACAACAACUGCCGCCAUCUCCACAAACACAAAUACAACCACCAGCGCCAAUGUCCGGCGAGGGAUCACCAUCGGCGGAGCGCAGCGUGGCGUACUCCUCGCAGACGGACGCGGUCAAAUCACGGAUGAUCAGUCCAACGAGACGCAACAAUCCGUACGCCAUCACCACCGCAGAGGAGCGGCUCUCACCACCCCGCACGGAGUAA